AUGACGUCAUGUGCGUGCGUCGGUAUUGCAACGUCAUCUUUAAGCGACAUCUUCGGCGUUACAAGCAUGGCUGGUACUGAUACGGAAAAGAAACCGGUUUUGGAGAUGGUCCAAGCAGAUGGCGCUGAUGAAAGCUGUGUGACGUUCGUCCUGCAUGAAGAGGACCACACACUGGGAAAUUCGCUCAGAUACAUGAUCAUGAAAAAUCCUGAUGUUGAGUUCUGUGGCUACAGCAUCACACACCCAUCCGAGAGCAAGAUCAACUUCCGCAUACAGACACGAGGCGGUCUUCCAGCAACCGAACCUCUGCGCAAGGGCUUGAACGACCUCACCGAUGUCUGUAAACAUGUCCUGCACACAUUUGAGGCACAAGUGAAAGACUUCAGAGAACGGCAGGGAGAGGCAAUGGAAUAAUCCGGAACAAAGAGGAUUGUCAUAUGAGUUGCAUCUGUUGCUGGACUGAUAUAAAGCCAGAGAAACUACUCAAACCUUUUGUCUUUCUCGUAUAAAGAUAUUCUGUAUAUUAA
Tachysurus vachellii is the source of this 527-nucleotide messenger RNA. It is a transcript of the gene polr1d, whose product is annotated as RNA polymerase I and III subunit D. The record is from RefSeq and is a predicted model, not a curated record. NCBI's taxonomy places the organism in Eukaryota, Metazoa, Chordata, Actinopteri, Siluriformes, Bagridae. Gene Ontology annotation, biological process: DNA-templated transcription. Bases 1 to 414 code for a protein of 137 amino acids. Gene Ontology annotation, molecular function: DNA-directed RNA polymerase activity; protein dimerization activity; DNA binding. Gene Ontology annotation, cellular component: RNA polymerase I complex; RNA polymerase III complex. The transcript is spliced from 5 exons.